CACCCCCAUCUCGCCACCGACCCCCGACGGCCAUGGACAGGCUGCACGACCACCACCAGUCCUACUCCUGGCACCAGUCUCACGACCAGGCGACCGUGCUCCUGCUUCUGCCGUACGACACCGCAGAGGACGACGUCGCCGUCAUCAUCGAGGAGGACUACCUCGUAGCGGGGGCACAUGGGCAGCCGCCUCUUGUAAAGGGAAAGCUGUAUAGCAAGGCUAAUACCUCUGCGUCCGUCUGGCAGCUCGAGCCCCGCACGUCCCGCCUCUCACAGCGCGAACGCACCACCUCCACGCUAUCCGCUACCUCCACCCAAUCUUCCUAUGCGUUCGUGUCGGAGCCCGAAAUCUCGAGCAGCUUCGCGGCCUCGCUCGAGGCUGGACUCGUCUCCGGCUCGGAUGUGGACGAUGCCGUACUGUCUUCUCCUGCGCUCUCGUCCCCCAUUUCGACUUCAACGGAUGAGCACAUUCACAUAGGACCGCCCUACGACCCUCGCCACCAGCGGCGCUCAAGAGCCUCGGUCUCGCCACCGGCGCGACAGUCCCACAGAAUUAGCCAAGCAUCUUCGUACUCGUCUUUAGAGUCACUGCACUCUGGCGCGGGGCGGCUGCUCACUAUUCACUUGGAAAAGGCAGAAUCUGUCAUUUGGCCUUCGCUCAUCGUCGGGCCGGUUCCCGAGAGCGUCUCUCCUACGCAGAGCAACAUGUACCCAUGGACAACGAGCGUCACCGAGGAGGCGAAGUACAAUAUGGACCCGACCAGUCUAGCUCUGAUCGCGCUAGACCUACAUGACAUCCGGAAAUCGAAAGAAGACGCGUUCGAGUACUUCAUUCGAGCAUGGCACCAAGCGCACCUUCCAUCCGCCGCAAUACGCCUCGCGACGCACUACCUCCCCCUGCGGACGCUGGUUGCCGAGGCAUCCGACGCUGCACCCGAUUCUCCGACGUCCUCCGUAGUAACGGUGUCUGCGAAGGCGUCCCGCUCCGCGCCCGCAGUACAGCCACUCACGCCCUCGUCCGCCCCAUCCACUUCCGCCCUCCAACUGACCUCCGUACCCCCACCCCCGGAGCCUCCAUCACUCACGGUUCCCCCAGGUACUGAAGAGUACUACCUCUCCCGCCUCGGUGGCGCGCACGGGCUCGCACAACUCUUCCUUGCUGCAGGGCUCUUACACCUCGAGGGCACGGCCCCCGCCCUGCUCGCGUCUUCCUACGCCGGCUUAUCUGCCCUCCGUGCACCCUUCGCGGGCCCCGCGUCCCUCACUACCUCGGCCGGCAGCAGCGCGGGAGGUGUCGAUGCGUGGCGCCGCGAUCGCGAGCACGCCGCGCGGUUCUUUCAACGCGCCCGCACGCUCAAUCCCGCGCUCGAUGUGCCACUUCUCCCCGCAGACCCCGAGUCCGAGUACAACUCUGGCGCAGAGAGCGGCGCGGGCGACGCACACGCGCACCUGCGCGAUAGGAGCCGUAGUCCCGCGUCGUCCCCUUUACGCCCGGCGGAGACAAGGCCGCGGAGACGCGGAGAGCGCCAUGCACGCACGGCGGCGGGAGGCACGCAGCUCGAGAUGCCUACGUUGGACGUGCGGCGAGGUGCGCCGCCUACGGAAGCGCCGCUCCCCCAGAUCCCGUCCGUUCGCAGGCGCAGGCCGCGCGUCUUGCGCGGACCAGCCGCGGACGGGGAGGAUGGCGAUCUGUCCAGCUCGAUGAUCGAGAGCGUCCAUGCGGACCCGGACUUGGGCCCGUCAGGGGAGGACGACCGGACGUGGUACCUGUACGUGCCCGGGCUGGUCGGGGCGGGCACGGCGCUGCUGGUCGUCGGGCUGCUGAGUCUGCAGAGCUGGCGCAAGAACCAGGGCUGAUAGCUGGGGAUACCAGGAUGGCUGUGUUUGGUGCUCGUCCGGCGGGAUUGGAGCUCGGCUGACGGGGGUAUCGGGAGGAUGUGUGGAUUUUGGACGUCUUGGAUUUACGUACGCACGACUUUGAACGAUAUCGAUACGACGGUUUCU
This is a messenger RNA of Trametes versicolor FP-101664 SS1, 2003 nucleotides long. RefSeq lists its product as uncharacterized. The record is from RefSeq and is a predicted model, not a curated record. Gene Ontology annotation, biological process: protein folding. Lineage: Eukaryota; Fungi; Basidiomycota; Agaricomycetes; Polyporales; Polyporaceae. Bases 33 to 1856 code for a protein of 607 amino acids. The transcript has 6 exons. Gene Ontology annotation, cellular component: cytoplasm.